CUCUUGUUUCGUAGCCUGGCUAGGGUUUUUGAGAAUGGCCUCCGACUCUGAAUCCUACGAUGGCUCCGAUUCCGACGUUAGCAGAGACUACGGUUCCGAUGAUGGUCAUUAUCACGGUCAUCUUUCUUAUUACAUUAAUGAUGAAUAUCAGGACUAUGAGGAAACUGAUUCCUAUCAGUCUGAGGAGGACAUAGAAGAGGUCUACCUUGAGUUUGAUGGUGCUUCGAGAGGAAAUCCUGGAAGAGCUGGGGCAGGAGCAGUGCUUAAGUUUGAAGAUGGAGCUGUGAUUACUCGAGUACGGGAAGGUUUAGGCAUAGGUACGAACAAUGAUGCUGAAUACAGAGCACUAAUCAGAGGAUUGAAGACUGCUCUUGAGAUGGGCUAUGACGUGAUCCAUGUGAAGGGGGACUCGAAACUUGUCUGUAAGCAGGUCUACCUUGAGUUUGAUGGUGCUUCGAGAGGAAAUCCUGGACCAGCUGGGGCAGGAGCAGUGCUUAAGUCUGAAGAUGGAGCUGUGAUUACUCGAGUACGGGAAGGUUUAGGCAGAGUUACGAACAAUGAUGCUGAAUACAGAGCACUAAUCAGAGGAUUGAAGACUGCUCUUAAUAUGGGCUAUGACGUGAUCCAUGUGAAGGGGGACUCGAAACUUGUCUGUAAGCAGGUAAGAGGUGAGUGGUGCGUUAGAAGCGAUAAAUUGGCUAGGUAUUGUGACGAGGCAUUGGAACUCAUUGAUCAAUUCAAAGAAUUCAACAUAGAAUAUUUUCCAAGGGAUCAAAAUACCGAUGCUGAUAGGGAAGCUAACCGAGCUGCUGACCUUCCUGAGGGUCGAAUCUACUGGGAGUAUAACUGGCACUACUGAAGAUUUUAGUAGUUCAAAUGCUCUCCUUAUUGCUAAUUAGUAUAGAUCUUAAUUUGUAAAUAACUGGUGUCUAGUUUGAAUUGUGUGAACUCCUUACUGCUAAUUAGUUUAGAUCUUUGUAAAUAACUGAUGUCUAGUUUGGAUUGUGUGAACUGUUUACUACUGCUAAUCUAAAGGAGUUUUGUGGUUUUUAUUUUGCGGAGAUCUGCAUUGAUUUUUUUUCUUCCUUUUUCGCCAACAGAGAGAUGUUUGAGGAGUUAUUUGAAAGUUUUGUGAUACAUGAAUGUUUCUGCUUGUGAUAUGGUAGUGGUAGAAGUUGCUU
Messenger RNA from Asparagus officinalis (garden asparagus), 1181 nucleotides. RefSeq lists its product as uncharacterized. The record is from RefSeq and is a predicted model, not a curated record. The transcript has 10 exons. NCBI's taxonomy places the organism in Eukaryota, Viridiplantae, Streptophyta, Magnoliopsida, Asparagales, Asparagaceae. Gene Ontology annotation, molecular function: RNA-DNA hybrid ribonuclease activity; nucleic acid binding. The coding region runs from base 35 to 859 and encodes 274 amino acids.